AGCAGGUAGUCAGUUCUACCCCACAUCUCAUCGCGUCAACUACUCGCGUUCUCGCUCUCUCCUCGACAAAAUGAAGGCCGUCAUUCUCGUAUGUCUCGUGGGCGUGGCCAUGUGCGCCCCUCAGCUGCAGCAGAGGGUGGAGCUCAUUGAGGAGCCUCUGGACACCCCCGAUCCCUACGCCUUCAGCCUGAACAUCGCCGACGACGAGACGACCAACUACCACACCCGCAGCGAGACCCAGGACGAGAACGGCGUUGUGCGAGGCAGCUUCUCCUACGUCGCCCCCAACGGCGUCCGCUACAUCACCACCUACAGCGCCGACCCCAUCAAUGGCUACCAGGCCAACACCGUCGAGGAGCAGACCAACAUCGUCAUCGUGACCUCCAGGCCCUUCGUCGAGGCUCAGGCCCAGACCGGCGUGCGCUUCUAAACAACCCAAUUCUGUGCUGCUUUUCUUCGAGUAAUUCAUCUUCUUCUGUACCGCUUCCCGUCGAUAAUUUCAUCCUCCUUUUCAUUUCAUCAUCAUGUCCUUCCAAGUGAAUUUCUGAAAUAGAUACUUUUUUUAUUUCUUUGUUUCUCUCUCUCUCUCUCUUUAUCAUUAUUCCUUUUUUUGCGCAUUUUCUUUUUUCUAGUUAGAAACAGGAAAACCACGUUCCUUUUUUUUUAUUUCUUUUUAUUUGUUUUUCUUUCUUCCGUGCCAUAUUGCAACGACUGCCUUAUUUUAGGGAGCUAUUACACAUCCAUUUAUUUCCUUAAGCAUGAGCUAGUUGGAAAAAAAAAGUCGCUCUGUCUCCCGUAAAAAAAUUUGCCUGAUGUAUAUAGUGUACAUAGACAGCUUGUGACGUCAUAACUGAUUCUUCCAAAGCGCAGUUGCUUACUCUUAUUUUUUUUCUUUUCUUUUUGGCUUGAGUAAUGAAAUCUUUCGCUGUUGAUGUCAUUUAGUUAACUGCAUAUAUUUUUUGCCUAUUUGAUUUUCUUCCUGCUGUUAUUACAUCUUUUAUCAUUAACAGUGUUACUAUUGUCAUAAUUUCUUUGGGUUUUCAUUGAUAUUAUCAUCAGUAUGCAAUAAUGAUUAUUUGGUUUAUUAUCAUCAUCAAUAUUUCUAUAAUUUUGAUACCAUGAACGUUAUCAAAUAGAUUUUUUUCAGGAACCUUAGGCAUUAAUUAUAUGAUUGAUAUUAUUAGAUAAACUGAUCAUUUAUCAUUAUUAUUAUUAUUGAAGUUAUUAUUUUGGCCACUUAUUAUUGCAAUUCCUAUGAUUUAUAUCUUUAUUAUUAUUAUCGUCAUAAUAGUUAAAAUACCUAUUGUCUUUUGUUAUCGUUAGUUAUAUUAUUAUUUCCGCCGCUAUGUUCACAAUCAUCAUUAUUUUCCCACAUCAUUUAGUCUCUUCAUCCCUACUACCUCUUUCAUGUUCUAUUUUAUUUGUUAGUUUUUCCUACUAAAGUUGCCUUGUUCUUUGCGCAUAUGAGACAAGCGUGUAUACUACUGUCUCAUGGGUUUGUUUAUGUUGCCAGCCUGAAAUUCAUGUUGAGUUAGUACAAAUAUACUACGGACUGCA
Messenger RNA from Penaeus indicus, 1557 nucleotides. Its product is annotated as larval cuticle protein A3A-like. Bases 71 to 430 code for a protein of 119 amino acids. The record is from RefSeq and is a predicted model, not a curated record. Gene Ontology annotation, cellular component: extracellular matrix. NCBI's taxonomy places the organism in Eukaryota, Metazoa, Arthropoda, Malacostraca, Decapoda, Penaeidae. The transcript has 4 exons.